Colletotrichum navitas is the source of this 456-nucleotide messenger RNA. RefSeq lists its product as uncharacterized. NCBI's taxonomy places the organism in Eukaryota, Fungi, Ascomycota, Sordariomycetes, Glomerellales, Glomerellaceae. The coding region runs from base 1 to 456 and encodes 151 amino acids. The transcript has 3 exons. The record is from RefSeq and is a predicted model, not a curated record.
AUGUCCACCCGCAAGAGAAAGCAAGAGGAGGAGGAGGAGCUUGUUUCCCUUCCCGACGACGACGGCGAAGAGGAAGAGGAGUACGAGUCUGAGGAAGACGCAGAGGAGGGUGAUGACGAUGUGGAAGAGGAGGAGGAGGAAGAAGAAGAGGAGGAGGGCGACGCCGAGGAAGAUGCUGAAGCAAACGGCGUAAAUGACAAAGCUCCUCCAUCGAAGAAGCGGAAGACCGAGACAGAGGCCACGGAUGACGCGGCCGACGCCGAGGAGGCUGCCGAAGAGGAAGAGGAAGCCGAAGAGGCCGCCGGCGAAGAGGAGGAGGCCGAGGCCGAUGAGGAGGAGACUGCCAACGGCGUCGAGGAUGCCCCCGCCAAGGGCGAUGUCAAGGCCGUCGACGCACCCGCCGCCACCAACGGCGACGCCCCCAAGGCCGUUGCUGCUGGCGGCGAUGCCGAGUGA